AAAUUUUUCAAAGAGUUGCGGACACAUCGCUGCCAACAAAAGGAUAGAAGAUAAUUUGGUUGAAGGCAGUAUGGAAAAGACAACAAUGUUUACUUUAGUACCUGGAAUUUGAAGAGAGAGUAGUUUUCUGGAAACACGCUUACAAAUUCUUGUACUGUAUGCUUGUUUCUUACUUCCAACCAAACGAGCAAACACCCUUCCCUUCCUGGCAUUCACAACAACAGCAGGAGAAACCCAUAACCCAUAUUGGCAGUGGCAGACCCACUUUACCUCUCCCCACCCCCCCUACUCUAUUAAUCUUAUAAUAGGGAAAUUUGUUUAUUUUGUCCUCAUUCUUCAACUAAAGAUGAAAUGUUGCAUCCACUCACCUUCUUUUAUUAUUAAUUCCUACUGGAAAACUGCCAUCAUCCGUUCAUCUUCAUCUCUCCCUCAAAAUCUGAACCAGAAACAUGAACCUUCUUCUUUUUCUUCUUCAACGGGAAUGGGGUGGUCCCCAGCUCGAAUCCAGAAGCUGAUAGCCUCCCAAACAGACCCUCUCCUCGCCAAAGAUAUCUUCGACUUAGCCGCCUUUUCCCAGCCCAAUUUCCAUCACUCUUACUCCACUUACCACACUCUUAUCCUCAAACUCGGUCGCUCUCACAAGUUUUCUCUCAUGCAAUCUCUCCUCACCCGCCUCAAGUCCCAAAACUACCCUGUUUCCCCUUCCCUCUUUACCCAGAUCAUCCAAAUCUAUGGUGAUGCCCAAUUACCUGACAAAGCUCUCCAAACCUUCUACAAAAUCCUCGAAUUCGUCAAUACCAAACCCCUGCCCAAACACCUGAAUUGCAUCCUCCAAGUCCUUGUCUCUCACCGUAACUACCUACGGCCUGCUUUCGACCUUUUUAGGUCAGCUCACAGAUACGGUGUCUCACCUAACACCCAAUCGUACAACAUCCUAAUGCGUGCAUUUUGUUUGAAUGGUGAUCUUAGCAUUGCAUACUCCCUGUUCAAUCAAAUGUUUAAGAGAGACGUCGUGCCGGACGUCCAGUCAUAUCGAAUUUUAAUGCAAGGAUUGUGUAGGAAGAGUCAGGUGAAUAAAGCCAUUGACUUGUUGGAGGAUAUGUUGAACAAAGGCUUCGUUCCGGAUACUUUGAGUUAUACCACAUUGUUGAAUAGUUUGUGUAGAAAGAAGAAGCUUAAGGAGGCUUACAAGCUUCUUUGUAGGAUGAAGGUUAAGGGAUGCAAUCCCGACAUUGUGCACUACAAUACUGUUAUCUUGGGCUUCUGUAGAGAAGGCCGCGCUCUAGAUGCUUGUAAGGUUCUCGAGGAUAUGACCUUCAAUGGGUGUUUACCAAAUUUGGUGUCUUAUAGGACUUUGGUAGGCGGGCUGUGCGACCACGGUAUGUAUGACGAGGCCAAGAAAUACAUAGAGCAAAUGAGGUACUAUGGUUUUUCUCCUCAUUUCUCUGUUUUUCAUGUGUUAAUAAAGGGGUUUUGUAAUGUUGGUAAGAUCGAGGAAGCUUGUGGCGUGUUGGAAAAUAUGUUGAAGCACGGGGAAGCUCCACAUUUGGGUACUUGGGUGGAAAUAAUAAAUAGAAUAUGCAGUGUUGAGGAUGUUGUGACAACAGAGGAUGUUUUGAAAGAGGUUUUGAAAGUAGAGAUCAAGCUUGACACAAGAAUAGUAGAGGCAGGUGCUGGUUUGGCUGAAUACAUGAUUAUGAAGAUACGAACUAGAUCAAGGAAUUCUUAAUUGUUCACUGUAAUUCGACUGAUUGAUCCAUGCUUACCCCUUCAGCUUGAGGAAUGUGUAGGCUUCCAGGUAUGAGCACUCCUUUCCAUGCAUGGUUUAAGGUCGCGGUAUCGGCCAUCGACUCGGAGAAAUACAUUGAUCGAGGCGUCGUGGCGCAGUAUUGAGCGAUACGACUUAAAAGAAAAUGUUGAACA
Molecule: messenger RNA, 1923 nt
Organism: Ilex paraguariensis (yerba mate)
Lineage: Eukaryota; Viridiplantae; Streptophyta; Magnoliopsida; Aquifoliales; Aquifoliaceae
Source: the annotation of a GenBank genome assembly